AGAUACGGCAACAUGUUCAUAUUCUAAAGCGAGAGCUUGUAUCAGCAAACAGUUGCUAAGAACUGUUACAGUAAAGCUACUCACGGUUGAUGAGAAAAAUGAACUUUGCGAGUAAGUAUUUUUUAUUGUAUUUUCUACAUUUAUAAAUAUUUUUGACUGCUUCCUUUCAAUUAAAAAGAAUAUUUAGUGCUGUAUUUGCUGGAUUUGAUGAGACACUGCAUCAGAAAGUUGAUAUGUAGCCAAUGAAAUGUGUUUGUCAUUAUUGAAAACAACAAAGGGGGACGGCAAUGAUGAUUGACUGUUAACAUGUGUCCCUUUGAUAAUUCUUAUUGCCUUAAGUUGUACAUAGCAAGUUCAAGGUCACACUUAAGACCUAAACAAUAAUUCUAGAUUUGGUUUCAAUUUAUUUCUCCCUCUUGCUUAAAAAAAAACCUGACAGUAUCACAACCCAGAGGUGAUGCACAUGUUAUAUUCAUGACAGCCUGAAGAAAACAAAUGCAGUUGUCCUAUUUUUUAAAAUCAUUAAAUUUAAACUUCUUUUGGGUGCGUCUGAUCAGAUUGAUACAAGCCAACCGUUUUUUUUUAACGUUAAUGAGAGAUGACAGCAAGCUCUGCUUAUCAGUAGCUUAAUUCUUUUCCUUUUGUCUGUUUUGUUCAAAUUGAUACACCCCGCCUUUGCACAUUACUUUUUUUAAGUUUGACAAUUGUUUUAUUUUCUUUCUCUGGUAGGUUAUUUUUUUCAUAUUCGUAUAUAUAUACUGAAACAUUAUCUUAUUUUUAAUUAAAGUCUGUGUGUUUUUAAAUUGUAAAUAUCAAUUUGAUACAUUGUGCCAGAACGAGAUAAUUAUACUGAUCAUUAGAUAUUUCAGGUUACUUCUGCCAUCUUACAUGGCAUGUGGUAGAAAAAUGUUUGAUCUUAAGAAUGUCAAGGAUAUAGAGGAUAUUAAAAAAAUACUUACUUUAGAUGCAGAAGUAGAUGGAGAUUUUAAAAAUGAGGUUGCCACAGAGAACCAAGAUGUGAGUGAAAUUCAUCAUAAAGAUUCAUAGUCGAAAGAAGAAGAGGUUGAUAAUGAUGAUGUAUAAGAUAAUAUUGACAUUGAUAUUUUUUAUUGGAAAAUACAAAGAAACAAAAUGGAAUAAGAAUCAACCUUCAAAUAGAGUGCAUUUGAAAAAUAGAAAUUUCAUUCAAAAACUUCCAUGAAUUAUAGCCCCUGCAGAAAUAGCACAAACCCAUCUUGAAUCCUGGAGUUGCCCUUAGAGUGAUGUACCACACAAAUCAAUAUAUUGAAAGAAUCAAAACACAAAAUUUCACACAAAAAAAAGAGAUCCGAGUCCAAUUGUAGAACAUAGAGAGGCAUGUACGUCAUUGGCCAAUGGUCAAAUUUUGUGCAUGAUAAACAUGCGUGGCAUCAAUGCACUUGAAGUGAAUUUAUCAAACUACUGCUAGAAGAAAAGUGUUUUUAAAGAAAUAAUCCCAUGAAUUAGCGCUGCCUCAACUUACUCAAAGCAGUAGAAAGUCAAUUUAUAAACUUCAUAUUUUAUUUUCUUGUAAUGUAUUUGCUUUUAUAAAUGUGUAAUCUUUACAUCAAAUUUUUUUCCCUCAAAAUUAUGUACUCAUUAUUAUAUGACAAAUAAACUAUUAAUUUCUAUUAUAAAUGUGUUGUUUUUUCAACUUACUUUUAAAUUUAAUAUUGUUUGUUAUCUUUAUUGAUAUCAAUUUUAUACAUCGUGCCUGUCCCAUUGCGAAAAGAGUGCACCCGCUAGAAGGUUAAGAUGAGCGAUUUGAGGCCACUUGUAUUUUCUUUUUUUUUUUAAAGUGUAUGCUUUAGCGAUUAUGAGGCCAUAAAAUGCGAUUUACUGACUAGGUUUCUAAUUUGCUUAUAUCCUCCACUGGAACUGAAACUUAUUACUAGCUUGUCUCAUAGUUAUCAUAUCAAAAAAAUUAUUUUCUCUAUUGAAACUUAAAAACUAUUCAAUUUUUAUUACAGUGAAUAUAGUCAGAAUGCAGUAAAACAGUGUGUGGAGCUAGCAUUAACUAAUUGCCCCCAAGCUGACAAAGAUUGGUUUUUGUCUAUCAGCACUUACACUGCAAACAUGAUUUCUAAACUAGAAAUUUGUGAUCCCAUACAACUUUGUGUCAUCUCAGAAGGAUAUGAAUGUGUCAACAAGCUUGGUACAAUCCUAGCCAAUUAUGACCGUAGUAAUGAUAAAGAUGCACUGUGCAUGUGAGUUUAAACCUUAUUUUGAAAAAAAAAAUAGAUUUUGGAAAUUAUAUCUUUAUCAGACAGAACAGCUAUGGUAGAAAACCUCCACUUUAAAAUAAAUAGCUUUGAUUUGAAGUUUAUUACUCUUAAUAUGCCAUGUAACCAUUAUUCUUAAUAGACAUAAUUUUUAUUGGAAACUUAAGAUGUAAUUCUUUUUCAAUAAAACGCAUCCAUUAUUUUUCAUCAAUCGGGACUUUGAUUUCAAUACUUAAAUAAAAUAAAUUAUAUAUUGUAGACAAUUAACUAAUAAAGAAAAAGGAGAGUUAACAAAUUCUUAUUAUAAAAGCUAUGACUAAUUUUUUGGAAAUUUUUCAAUCAGUUUAGAAGAUCGCAAAUGAAAUAUCUAAGUUGUUCCUGUGAACUGUAACUUUAUUUCAUUAAAAAAUAACUCAUUACAGGGGAAGACUUAAAUCUCAAGAAUGUGUUGACGAAUUUGUUUUUAAAUGUAGUGAUGCAAAGGCUAAACCAGUCAAAGAUGCAUUCAAGGUACGAAUUAUGUCAUCUUUAUGUAAUCAUAAAAGCAUUUUGAAUAUUUAUAUUUACACAAUUCAGAUCAUGAAAAUAGCAAUGAUAACAUUUCUUGUUGCCUUUGUGUAAAUAUAUAUUUAGGCAUAUAUUAACAUUAUUUUAAUCAAAGACAAAGCAUAUUAAUGUACUUUAGUGACAUUUUUAAGUAUAUGUCAGUUUACCAUUUUGCCAGCUCUGUCUCAAAAGUCAGCUUGAAUUAACUCUAACAUGCCUAAAAACAUCAGUGUUUUGCCAUGAGCCUCUUUGAAAUGAAAGAUUCAGUCUUUCAGCUGGCAAUAAAAUCAUCAUGACAGUAGCUUAGCUGGGGUUAGUGCCAUCUGGAGCUGGCCAUUGUCCACUUCCACCAAAAAAAACUAAGCACCAAAAAGGCUGCCCACAAUGAAAGUAAAAAAAUUGACACCCCCCUUUCCCCCACUUCCUGCACCACUACAUCAUGCUGAUACUAAUCAUCACAAAUCAUGUUGCCUGGUUGUUGAUAGAGAAACUCAUACAUCUCAAUGUUUUAUUGAUAGAGAAACUCAUAAAUCUCAAUGUUUUAUUGAUAGAGAAACUCAUACAUCUCAAUGUUUUAUUGAUAGAGAAACUCAUAAAUCUCAAUGUUUUAUUGAUAGAGAAACUCAUAAAUCUCAAUGUUUUAUUGAUAGAGAAACUCAUUAAUCUCAAUGUUUUAUUGAUAGAGAAACUCAUACAUCUCAAUGUUUUAUUGAUAGAGAAACUCAUACAUCUCAAUGUUUGUUGAUAGAGAAACUCAUACAUCUCAACAAUUUUUUAUAGAGAAACUCAUACAUCUCGAAACUCAUACAUCUCAAUGUUUUAUUGAUAGAGAAACUCAUACAUCUCAAUGUUUUAUUGAUAGUAAACUCAUACAUCUCAAUGUUUGUUGAUAGAGAAACUCAUACAUUUCAAUGAUUUUUGAUAGAGAAACUCAUACAUCUCAAUGAUUUUUUUAUGGAGAAGCUCAUAUAUUUCACUUUGAUGUUUACUUCUAACAUGUGAACAGACGUUUUGAAUACUAUAUGACAUUGCAACAUCUGAUCUUUCAACCUUUAAACAUUUCAACUUUUCAACCUUUCAACAUUCUUUUCUUAAAUUAGAUAUGUAGCCAUUAAUUAGCUUUACCAUAUACCUUAUAAACUAUGCUUCUUAAUGUCAUUUAUAAAACAAUCUACAUUUUUUAUAAAUUUACACACAUGAACAUUGGCCACUGUUUUAAGUAAUAGUACCUAAAAUCCUACAUGUAGAAACUAUAUUCUUGAACAAUUUACCAGAUCUAUGUCUAAUAAUUUACUUGUAUCUUUUUUUAUAGGAAUAAACUUAUUAAAUAAAUGAAUAAUCCAUAUGGUAUGUCAUUUUUUUCCAUAAAUACCCAUCAUGUCUACUGAAAAAUUAAUUUUUAUCUUACACAUGGUCUUAUGAAAAUUUACAGCUUUUCCGUUCAUUAUUUUCUUUAGAAAUUGUUUGAUAAGGUCAAUGACACUUGUAAGGACAUUGAACUGCCACCAGCUCCCAUUUGCCCAGCUAUACCAGAGAGAAACCGUGUGUGUUAUCUUGGAAAUUCUUUCCGUUGCCUUGCUGAUUUAAACAUCAAAUAUUUAAAUACAGGAGAUUCUCUGAUAUGGCGUCGACAGUGCCUGUAAGAAUUGGGGAAUUCUAGUUUAACAUUUUACUUCAUUAAAUUUAAAUGAUUCCUUAUUAUAUUUAUUUCAUUUUUGAGCUUGAUAAAAGAAAGGUAUGAACUCUCUAGUGAAUUUUUUGACUUUAAAAUUUGUAAACGUUCAUGCAGUUAGUAUGCUUGUAUUAAGGCAAAUGAGAAAUUUAAUACAUGUGUGAUAACCAGAUAAAGUGUGGAGAGAUACAGUGUUAUUACAGAUUAUAAUAAGCUUCUAAAAUGAACAUAGCAAGUUUUAUUUUUUAAUGUUCAAAUCUAUUUUUAGGGAAAUCCAGUCAAUGAUGGUAUGUGUUGCUACAAACACAACAUCUUGUGAUGCAGAAAGUGGUGAUGUAAAGGCCAUAAGAGAAUCCUUGAAAGAUAUCAGAACAACAGCUUAUGGCCAAUGUCCAUGGAUGUCUGAUGACCUUUGUAGUAACGAAGAAAUCUGCCCAGUGGUUAACGCUGGCUGUGAAGUCGAUCUUGAGCGUGGGAUGAUCAAUGGAGAAAAAACAGUAUGCGAGUGAGUUUUGGGAUACUAUAAAGUAACUUUGUACUUUCAAUAAUUAAUACCAAUGUAUUUUAUUCCCACAGUAUUUGUACAAUGGACAAAAUUUCUCCUGUAAAGUAUACUCAGUUGUUUUAGCAGUUGCAGAGAAUUAUACAAUGUGCUUUUUUUAUAACGUUGAAGAAAUGACAAAAUUGCACAAAGGGAUUGUAUUAAUUGUACUAUUUUAUUUGAAAACCACUGAACUCAUAAAAGAAACAUAAAAAUAUCAAUCAAGAUUCAAAAUCCUGAAUGAAUAUUAUAAUUUUUUGCAAUUCAAUAUCUUUUACUUGCCAGAUUGAAACAGCUUGCUGAUGAGUGUAUACAGAGAAAUACUGUCACCUGUAAUCAUGCUCAGAAGACUCAAGCAAAUAAUGUUCUAGAGAAGAAAGUGAGUUGAGCAUUCAUAUAACUUUAUGUUUUGCAACAUUGAUACAAUGUAUUAAUCAGAGAUGAUAUUUUUUAAAAAUUUACUUAACUUGUUGUUAUUUAAUAAUUGUUAAAAGAAGAAAAUUCAGUGUGCAAGUCAAAAGAUUCUAUUUUAAAUAUUAUAAAGGAUAUUUAAAUAAAUAAAUUGACAUUACAUUUUUUUUCCUUGCUCAAAGAAAAUAUAUUUUUUUCUUAGCUUCAAGCUCUUGGCUUCAGUAAAGAUUUAUCCUGUGACAAUAGUAGCUAUGAUGGAUGCCUGUAUUCCUUCUUAUCAGCUGCACGAGACAUUUAUGUUGAUAGUAGAAGAAAUGUAUCUUGUCAAUUGUUGCAAUCACAAUAUAACUGUAUAGCCAUGAAAAUUUCCAAUCCAAACAACUCUUCAUUUAUUGAUUUGGCCAGAAAUUUGUUGUCAGAACUUUCAAAGAAGUUAAUUGCUACCCCCUGCACAGGUAACUGAUAUGUUCAUGUAAAAAAAACUAACUCAUGUUUAUUCCAUAUGUUAUUCUAAGGUUAGUGGUUCUAUUACAUUUGGUAAUUAUUUAUUUUCAAUGCUUUUAAUACAUCUUUAGCUCAUGACUGUGCAUGUGAAUUAUACUUGCAGUGAAUGUCUCCAGUUCCUGUUCACAAAUUCCAGUGAGAAAAUUGUCUGAGCUCAUAACACAGCUGCUGCUAAAUGUCCAGCUGCAUACGACAUCUUUCUGUGCGUAAGUAAAUGGUUUACAUUCCAAGGUGUUGCGUAAGUAAAGGGUUUACAUUUCAAGUUAUUGCGUAAGUAAAUGGUUUACAUUCCAAGGUAUUAUAACAGAAUGAGCUAAAUCCCUUACAAUUUGUUUACAUUUAAAUGAAAUCCAUAUUUUUGCUUUUAACAAUAAAACUAAGCCAAUGAAUUUGAUAGAUGCAAAUUGUGUUAAACUAGAGGCUGUAUUUUAACAUAGAUUCAUUUGAAUGUAAGUUUAUAGGCAAAAUGGGCUAACUAAAUGGAUAAUUUAUGUGAUUUCUCUCAAUAAUUUCCAUCUAAUUUUCAUGUACAUUGGGUCUCCAUAUAAUGAAUACCCCUCAUGAUAUAUCAUCAGCAUAACUACUGAUGUUGUUUGCCCAAAAAAUAACUUGCUUAUCAAACCACAACUCACAUAAUGAACAACGCCAGCAUUUGCCAGUGUGAAAAAAAUUGAAACAAUCAAAACGCCAGAGCAUCAUAUGGCAUCCUCAGUUCAUUCUGAGCAAUUCUGAAGGGAAACAGGAGUCAGUGGCAUUCUUGUGUGUUUUUGUGUUGCGUUUGAGUGUAUGGUUAUGUGUAUACUUUUUGGUAUGUUUAUGUUACCACCCAACACCACCUCCAUCUUUCAAUGGACCAGCAGGCCAUUUCAAACUUCAAAAGCUUUACACCAGAGCCUUCUGCAGCAAGCCUGAACAACUCAAAAUGUAAAGGGGGCCGUAAAACUUAAUGAAAAACUUGUGUGGGCUGAAGGAAAAUAGAAAAGGGGUAAAGCUGUUAAGAAAAUUAUAAUAAUAAUAAAGAAUAUUUCUUUACUUCAUGGGCGGCAAAGUGGGUGCUGGCAGGCCACAUGCUGCCUGCGGGGGGUAUGUUUGGCAGGUGUGCUCUGCAGGAAAGUCUUUGAAGUGACACAGUGUUUGCCUGAAAUGGACACCAUCCGCAAAUUCUAGAAGAAAAAAUUUGACAUCUUAGGCUCAUUCAAAAGUCCUGGGUAGAGGUCAUAGAGAGAACCCUGAAUUCAGCUUGGAAGAAGCUGAUUCCAACUUAGUUUAAGGGAGUGGCGGCUUAAGACACUUAUCUGGUGGAGGAGAUCAUCAGGACAGCCAGAGAAAUCCACUUGGGGGUGGAGGAAAAGGAUCUUGAACAGAUCUUUGAAGAACAUGAGGAAAAGCUGAAAAUGGGGGAAUUCCAUGCACUCCUGGCUCAAGAACAUGAGAAGGGCCAAAAAGAAGCUCUCUCAGUUGAGGAGCAGCAGGCUGAGAUGCCAGUCCCAUCUGCAGACAUCAAAGACAUCUGAAGACAUCUUGAAAAAGUGGGAGGACAUCAAGAAAAUUGUCAGUGCUCAUCAGCCAGCCCUAUCAAGUUGAAGUCAGCAGUCAUCUCAUCUCUUCAAAGACACCACAAUGCACUAGUUUUAACAGAUGCUGAAAAAGAAAGAAAACACAGAACACUCUUGACAGUUUCUCAAAGCCUCUUUAGAAGCAAAAGAUAUGAUCAGCUGCUGUACAGUAGAUGGAUGUGGAGAUCAGCAGCACAUCCGAUGACUCCUCUGACUAAAACUAAAAAACUCAAGAAAAGAAGAACACAAGAAGAAAGUAUACAAAGUGUAAAUGAAACUUGGCAAAAUUGUAAUCCUCCUCCUCCAACUCCUCCUAAUAACCUCCUUGUCCGGCAAUUGCUCCUAACAUCCUCCUUGUCCUCCUUGUCCUCACUUAACCUCCUACCAAUGUACUUAUUGGUGAGCACCAGUACAUUUAACAUUUUUUAAACUGUUUCAAACUUUAUCAUUAAAACCUGGAACAAUUGAAAAUUUUAAAAUGGGAAAUCACAAUCCAAAUAAUGAACUCCCAGCAUAACAAAUGCUGUUCCAGAAUGGAUUUGGUUCAUUAUGUGGGGACCAUCUGUAUAGCUUAUGAAUAUAAAUGUAGGCCCAAAUGCAACAUCUUUAACAUUAAAACGUUAUUUAUUAAAGUGUAGAGAUAUAUUUGAUUGAUUUUCAUGACGUUAAAUUGAGCUGAAAUUUUUCUUGCUAUUUUUAAGACAAAGCUUGGCAAUCAUCCAGGAGCAAAAAACAGGAGACUGCAACAGUGGCCUUUAUGACAUUAUCCAAAAUUGUAAGAAGCUGUCUUUUUUUAUAACUUUUUAUUAAUUUCAUUAUAAUGUAUUUUUUUUAAAAUUUGUCUAUAGAGCUGAAACCCCACACUUAAUCUUAAAUUUUCUCUGAACAGAAUAUCAGUUAAAAUUAAAUACUAAUUGAUUUAAAUUGACAAGCAAUUUUUUUACUUAACAUUUAGUUCCUGUUGUAGGCUAUUUUAUUUAAUUUAAAAAGUGUUCAGUAGUUCACCACUAUUUGAAUGCAAUGUUUUAAAAUCAAAAAUUAUUUUUAAAUAUAUUAACCAUGUUACCAAGUUCAAAUGUAUAAAUAAUAUAUUGUGCAAAAGUAAUAACACAGUGCAUAACAACUAAUGUAAUUCUUAAAUAUUUUAAAUGUUAUUUGCAGCUUCAGCCUUCCAACAGAAAUGUGUUGGUGAGGUGCCUUCAUGUCUUGCUGCAAAAACUAAAAUAGAGGAAUGCUUAGGUGGAAACAGUGCAAGUUCAUGCCUGUAUGUGUUUCCCUUUUAAAAACUUUUAUCAUGAAUAUAAUAUUUUUUCUCUGUAUGCACCUAAUUUGUUUAGCAUAGAUUUAAUUUUGGACAUUUGAAUAUUUUAUUCUUGGUUUUAGUAAAGAAUGAUUUGAAGAGAGGAGAAGCUUAAGCAGAAACAAGUUGGGGGGAGGGCGGAAGGGGGUAACUGUUAGGAAUAAAUGGUAAUGGUUGAGUGGGAUGAUGGAGGCAUGAGAGCUUGAGAGGGAAAUGGUCUGUUUGAGGCAUGAGAGCUUGAGAGAGCAAUGUUCUGUUUGAGGCAUGAGACAUUGAGAGGCUGAUGGUCUGAUGGAGAGUACAGAGGGGGAGUAAAUGUUAGUAGAUGUAAGCAGAUGUUAGUAGAUGCUAGUAGAGAUGUAUGGGGAAGGAGUUAUCCUGUUAACCUCAUUUGCUUGUAUCAACAUUACUAGGGACCAAAAGGGAGCACGUUGCAUCAGCCAAUAUUUGCCUGUCAACUGUACGUUGGAUAAGACAUGGUACACUCAGCUUUGUGAGCAUACUGUACUAUUGCAGGUAAAAAUAGGCAGAGUUGAUUCUUUAAGUUAUCAAACUAUUUAAUAAAAUAUAAUUUUCAGCAAUAUAAAAGUUGACACACAUCUAAUUUUUUUUUUCUUUCACUUUCAGGUGAAUGGUCAACAAAGUAGUAAGAAUUUCAUCUCAGAAGCUGGGCUACAUUCAAGAUUCAGUUGGCUCUUUGUUGAUGGAUAUAGACAUUUCCGAAUGGUUAUGUCGGCUCAGCCUAUUAAUAGUAGUACUGUACCAAGGUGUGCAAAAGUUAAUUAACAAAUACCAAUAAACGGCAUUUAUAUAAAUAUUUAUUGGCUUUUUCUUCAAAUCUUAAAAUAAUAAAUGCUGCACCUCAUGUUAAGAUUUUUAAAAUCAUAGCUUUCUUUCUUUGUGGAACUAGAAAAGUCAUACUUGGCAACUAAAAGUCUAAAAGUGGAAAAGCUAAAUAUGAAGUGCUAAUAGCUAAAAAAAAAAAAACUUAAUAAACUUAAUAUAAAUUUACCUGCAAAAAACAGCCAAGCUUUUCUUCAAAUGUUGUGCAUUUAUGAAUUACUAUUCCUUUUGGAUGUAGUAGAAACAUUUAUAGAUAUUUUAAUUUAGCUAUAUAUUCAAUCUCUUAUAUUCUUUAGGAGUCUUAUUUUAUAUUCAAAUUUUGGGUUAACAUUUUUUUUAGACUAUUUAAAUUAUUCAUUUUUACAUUUUAUCUGGUUAUUUUUACAUGUGGUUUUCCUAUUAAUAGCUAGCUUAUGACCUUGUAUUCAAAAGUUGAAUCUAUUUAUAGUUGCCUUCAAGGAUCACAAGUGAAUGAUCCCAUUCCCCAAGUUUGUAGUGACUCAAAUCCCAAGACAUUAGGUAACAGCAGUAAUGAAAUUGCCUUCAACAUCUAUGCCCGCCAAGAUUAUAGAAUGGAUGGUCCUCAGUCGGUUAAAUUGGAAUUUACUGUAAUACCAUACAGAAAUGUUACCAACACUACCUCUGGUAACGAAACAUAUGAAGACUUGCUUGGCGCAUCCUUCAAACUUACAUAUAUUGUAAGUUAAAGCUUUAUUUUUAAAUAUUUUAUAUAUUUUUAAGUAUGUUUUAAUUCAUAAACUGUAUUCUCUGCAGAUGAUUUAUAAAUAGUAAUAUGCGUGACAUUUUUUUCUCCUCUAGAUUGAAGUUGAUGAUACAGAUGCAUUGAGGUCCAUGUGUUCAUCAAUAAAUGACCCCCAUAUAACAACCUAUGAUGGCUUGUAAGUAAAAACUUUGUUAAUUGGACUCAAGAUUAAAAAUAUUGUCUGUGAAUGAAUUUUUUUCCUUAGUUUUCUUUAAAUUGAUAUAUGAAAUUAAUAGUAUAUUAGUUAUCACUCUUGAAUUUUUGAUAAAGAUUUAUAUUAACUACUCUGGUUUUAAUAAGUUGAUAAUUUCAACUCUGUACUCCUCAAAUUACUCCAUUACUCUGUUAUAAGGUAUAGUGAUAUAAAAAUCUCCAAAAAUGGUAUUAACGAUAUUUGAUGAGUUCUUAUUGAUCAUCUUUAUAAUUGAUUAUAUUUUUUUUCUUCUUUUUCAUAGUAAAUAUAAUAAUAUGAAUAGUGGACUAUACAUCCUGCACAGACAUAUAAAAGAAGCAAUAGCAGUAAGUAAAAGACAGAAGCCAUUCUAGAAACACAAUACAUUUUUUUCUAGUUGACCCUUGAGUUUAUUUGCAAUGCACUAUUACUAUUAAUUAAUACAUACUUGAGAACAAAAAUUUAUGCUAAAAAUAUAUGUUAUUUGCAGCACCAACUAAAAUCAUGUAAUUGUAAUUUUUGUGGUAGGUAAGAAAGUAAGAAGACACCACUUAAUAGAUGUAAAAUGGAAAAAAACUUUCAUUUUAAAACUUUCAUAAAUUUUGCUUUAACUUCAAGGUACAAUAAUUUCUGUCAACUUUCCUUCACUAAUAAGCCUACAUUUGUAGGGUUGAAAAUUUCCUUAAGGUUUUUCAAAUUUUUUUUAUCCAAUAUGUGAUAUCUUCUUUCCCUAACAACAGGUUCUUGUCCAGUAUCAACAAUGUGCAGCCCAUGGCACCUGUAACUGUGCUGUGCAUGUCAUGGCCGAAAAGUGUAAACUUUCCAUUGAUCUUUGCAAUCCUAAUACUCCUUUGAUCUCCUUUGAUGCCCCAAAAGGAACUAAAGAUCUGCCAAUAAGUCUUUUUGUUGAGAAAGAUCAAAAGACGUACAGCGUAAGUUUAUUUUAGUACACCAUGCAAUCUCAAUUAAAGGAAUCUCCAUAUUUUGGGACUGAGAAAAUUUUCAUUAAAAAAAAUUUCUUUAGGACUCAUGGAGUUUCACACAGUCAUCAGUGGUCCUCAAAAGGACAACAGAGAAGGUAUAUGACACAUGGAGUUUCACACAGUCAUCAGUGGUCCUCAAAAAGACAACAGAGAAGGAAAAACAAAAUGCUAAUAAUUUUUGGUCUUAGCAAAUUUGUCUUUAUUCUCUGUUGUCUUUUUUUGUGUGCUGUUAAGUGCUUUCAGCUGAAAAAGCUGCUGUUUUGUUGUUGCAUUCUUUCUUCAGGUUUAACCCUAACCUUCAUUUUAUAUUUCUUAUUUACAAUUCUAUUUAUAAAAUGAUAUCCAACUCCAACACUCUCCCCCCCCAAAAAAAAAAAAUAAAAGGUGGUGGGGAUGAGAAAGGAUAGGGGAUUGAGAGAGGGCAAGGAGGGGGAGCUUUGGACUAGAGUGGAGGGGGCAAUGAAAGGGGAAAAGAACUUAAUCCCUGAAUUAUGGUUAUUUCAAUAUCAAGCCAACAGUCAAGUCACUCACAGUGAAUAUGAAGAUAUCCGUUAUUCACAAACAAAAGCAGUUAUCUUAGUCAUAAAAUAACUGUAGAUCAGCGUAAUUAUUUCCUUAUAUUAAACUUUUUUAUUAAGGUGCGCUGCCUUAAUAACAGCUAUCAAAGUAAUUAUCUCUCUAGUUAGACAUCUUUGUAAAAUGAACAUUAAAGUAACAACCCUUGUGAUAACUAUUUAUCAAGGUGAUCCUCAUUUUUAAGCAAAAUGACUUGGGGAAAUUGUGAUUUUUUUCAAAAGUAAUAGAUUUGUAAGUCCUAAGCUCACAAAGAACCUUUUGCUAUGUUGUCAUAAUCUAAAGCUCAGGCUAAGAUUUUUUUUUACUCUAGGACUUGCUCUGAUAGUUUAUUAUUUUUACUUUAUUAUCCAAAAUGAAAUAUUUAGUUUCACUUCAUAUUUCUAUAAUGUAGGAGUAAAAAUAAGACUCUUUCUAUCUAAGUAAUUCAUUCUUUUAUGUCAUUGGACCUGGAAAUAUAUAUAAAUAUCAUUGCCCCAGACCCAGACCUGGUCUCAUCGUCCCUGUUUACCAAUUAAAAAUCAAUUACCAAUUAAAAAUCUUGUCAUGUAAAUUAAUUUGUUUUAACAGGUAGUUUGUCUGGCAACAGGCACUAUCAUAAAAGUGGUUGUUGACGAUCCUUAUAUGAAUGUCUGGAUAUUGCCAUCAGCUGCAGAUAGGGGCAAUGCAGGAGGUAAACCAUAUUUCUCCUUUCUUCCAACAUUUAAAUGGUAUCUACUGUAAAUAUUGUUGUUUCAUUUAAAUAAUUUUGAUUUUUAAAAUCUACAGAAAAUAAAUAUACCCUUGAGUUUAUGAAGUUAUAAUUUAUAUUUUGAUUUAUGUAAUCAUAUUUGGUGCAGGCCUACAUUGUGUUUUCAGUAUUACAAAUAAUUAAACUGAAUAUGUUUGGUAUUGUAUAUGUUUCAUGUCAUGUAUUCUAUUGAUUUAGGCCAGUGUGGUGACAAUAAUGGAGAUGGAAAUAAUGACUUUCAGUUGCCAGACUCUAGUAGAUACAUAUUGGUUCCUGGAGAUUCUCAGUUUGGAGUUAUAUCACCAGACUUUUAUAAUAAUGCCUGGAAAGUGUGAGUACAGUUUUUAAAGUUUCAAUCGAAUUUUGUGGAGAUGUAUAAAUUACAUUUAAUAAAUAUUAGGAUACAUUUGUUUUUUUGCUUCAUUGCUUUUACUAAGUGGUACACGUCAAUGGAUGAUUCUAUCUAAAUUUAAAAAUACCAUCUUAAAAUACCAUUUUAAAAACUUGCAAUUUAAAUUUUACAAAAAUCAUGUUAUUGUUCUCAAUGUGAUUUUUUACUAUAAACACAAAAAAAAAUAAUUCUCAAAUUUAAAAAAAAAUAAUAAUAACUUUGUUUUCCUUGUCAUCUAUGUAAUUAAUUAUUAAUAACCAAUGAUCAUGGUCCUAUUACAGAUUCUCAGAUCUAGUCUGCAUCAAUAAAACUAAUGAGAAAUGUUUAUACUUUUUUCUUAAGUUCCAAUGCAAGUGACCUAGCUAGCAUUUUUGCACCUGGUGUUCAAAUCACAACAGAACCUCUGCCAGAGUACUGUUACCUCUGGUCCAACAGUAGUACCGGUACCAAACCCACCUGUCAUCAGUCAGCUCACUUAACUACUUGUGGCUACGUAACAGGUAAACAGUAAAGUCAGCUUAAAUAAUCAACAUUUAUUUGUAUUUAUUUUUAAAAUGAAAAUAAGAAUAAUUGCAUAAACCAUAUUAUAAUAAAAAAAUAAAUCAUAAUUUGAAUAAAUUACAAAUUUUAAUCAUCACUGUCUUUUUCUUCAACUUCUUUGAAUACUUACGAUAUAAUGAAUAUAAUGUUCUUGUUUCUUUUUUAUAUCAUGGAUUUACAUUUACAAGAAAAAAGGAAUGAUCUAUUUUUAUAAAUGUAAAUAUUUUGAAAAAAUGAAAGUUAAAUAUCAAAUUCGAUUAAGUUUGGAAUCAAUGGAGAAAAAUAUAUUUCACAUUGUUUUUCUUACGAUUAUAAGAUCCCACCAAAAAAUACACAACUGAACUAUCCCCCAAGACAAUCAUUUCAAAAUACACAACUCAACUAUCCCACAAGACAAUCAUUUCAAAAUACACAACUGAACUAUCCCCCAAGACAAUCAUUUCAAAAUACACAACUGAACUAUCCCACAAGACAAUCAUUUCAAAAUACACAACUCAACUAUCCCCCAAGACAAUCAUUUCAAAAUACACAACUCAACUAUCCCACAAGACAAUCAUUUCAAAAUACAUAACUCAGCUAUCCCCCAAGACAAUCAUUUCAAAAUACCAGAAAAUUUAGAGGAUUAUUAAUACUAUUAAUAGGGUUUUAUUCCUUUUUUAUUUUUACUUAUUCAAUGGUUUGAAACAUAUUAAAAAAUGAAUUUCUUUCUCCAAAAAUAAAUGACAUAUAUCUCAAUUAAUCCAUUAUGUUUGUCCAUGCAGGUGAAGAUCAAAGUAAUAAACUUCUUGAAAUGAUGAAUCAAAUGACCAGCACUGGCAGUAAGAGGAAAAAGAGACAGGCUGUGGCACAGGAGGAGGAAAUUGUCAAUACCACCAGAGUGGUAUGUAUAUUGUCUUUUGUAAAAGUACAAUAACUGUUUUGUUUUAAAUCACACUUUAUCAUAACUUAUGUAUAAUUUUUAGGUGAUAAUAAAGCAUCUCUGGAUAGGCGGAGAAAAAAAAAAGCUUUAGAAAGAAAUUGAUAUUUCAAUAAUUUUACCAAUAUCCAAAGGCACCUGGCUGGCCGACACCCACUGGAUGGACACUAGAGAAGGCUACUGAGUAUUGCAUGGACAACUUGUACAAUCCAUCUCUAGAAGCUUGUAGAGAAACUGUCUUAGCAAUGGAUGAAACACUGAAAUCAUUCAGUCUAGAUGAUGCACUGCGCGUUUGCAUUGAUGAUAUAAGGGUAGGUAGAUAGUUUCAUAGAAAACCUGCAUCUUCAAAUUAUACAAUUAAUUUCUCUCUUACAGACUACUUGAUGCAAAUGAGAUUGAUAAUACUAGCCACAAUUGUUUAAUUAGUCAUUUUAAUAUCACAUAGUUUAAAUUUAAUAUUAAUUACCCAUCUUAUUUGAUUACAUUUAUAGCUCUCUGAUAGUACCUCAUGGAUUCAAGGAGCUCGCCAAGUCGCUACUCAGAUUUGUAUUGAAGAAAUAAACCGCAAUCCUGAGUAUCAGAAACAGACCAAAACAAGUGACUUGGCCAUUGCCUUUAUGAAUACAACCUGCUUGCCCUAUGAUUGCAGUGGAAAAGGCAAAUGUUAUAAAGGUAUAUUGAUAUGUAGGAUGUGCGUAAAUUUAUUUAUCUAUAUUAUUUCAUUAUCAUUCCUUAAAUCUGAGUGUUAGUUACAAUGCUAAAUUAAACAUUUAAGAUUGAUUCAAAUGGAACUGAUAGCAGACAUAUUAUACAUCAGAAAAAAAUGUAAUAGUAGUUUACAGCUACAAGAAAUUAGUGAAGUUAAAAUAAUAUGCAAAUUAUUCAAAACAAUGUAUUGUUUCCAUUAUGAAUCUACUGAUUUCAUUUACUAAUCAUUAGAGAAAAGAACUGGGUGGCUGGAGAGUAGGGCUUGAGUUGGGGAGAAAAAUAGAAUUUUGGGCUAAAAUGGAGGGCAUUAUGAAGGGGAAAAGGUCUAACACGUGUAUUGGUUAAAAAAAUAAGGGUGGGGGGUGGAAUGAUGAGAUAUAAUGUUUUUAUAAAACCUGCAAGGAUUAUCUAAUAAAGGGAACAAAAAAAGCACUGUGAAAACCAUUUUUUACUAUAUCAUAUGAAAACUAAGCUGUUUUUAGAAGGACAUUUCCAUAGUACCAUUAGCUUUUAAGUUCCAAAGUUUCUCAAAAGAAAUCUUUGAGCUUUAUCUUUCUUGUUAGGUAUUUGUCUGUGUGAUAAGGACUAUGUUGGAACGGGCUGUGAACUUAGUGUUGGUCAAGUGACGCCUCCCACCCUUACACAGCCUGAUGAAGGAGUCCAUAUGUGUGAAAUCACAGCAACAUCUGACUGUUCUUCCAUUUACAUUACUGGCAAAGGCUUUGUCGGCUCAUCCUAUCUCUCCUGCCACAUUCAGGAAGUGGAGGUAAGUGUCAUCUGUUUAUAAUAGUGAUACAAUUUACAGCUCAACACUUUAUUACAUUUAUCAAAGACAGGUAUUGUGUUAAUAUUAACACUGACAUCUAAAUAAUCCCAAAAUAUUAUUAUUACAACCAAUAACUAGUUUUAAAUGAUUGAUUUUAACAUAAUUUAAAUUUUUUUAGUAUAAAAAAAUGAUUGUCCCACAAAAAUAAGGAUAUCUGCAGUAUUUUUUUGAUCUAAUGUAAAUUCAUUAAUUAUUAAUGUUUAUUUUACAUACAAUUUUCAGCACAUUUGCUAAAUAAUCUACUUCUGAAACAUUUAGACAAAGUUUAUUUAUUCCAUAUAAAUAAUUCACAUUUUAUGUCACAAAUGUUAUUCUUUUUUGCAUCUCUUAGGUUGCAGAGAGUGGGAUGAGAGAUGUGACCUCUAAAAUAACUGUUGUAAGAGCUGACUUACUGGGCACAGACUUGGUAAGGUGUGAUCUGGGCACCAAGAGCACAAUCAAGCGAAGUGUUAAAGUGUCAGUAAGCAACGAUGGCAAAACUCCAUAUCCAACUUACCAGUACUUUAUCGCUUACGAUCCUGUCUGUUAUGAAUGCACCAUGUAUUCUUGUAUUAAAAAUGUAAGUUUAAUAAGUUUCAUACAUACUUAUGUCUUUUUAAAAAAUAUUUAUUAACACGUUAGGUUUACAUAUAACUUUUUAAAUUCUAGGCACAUUGAUAUCAAUUAAAUAAAUUACCUAAUAUCUUCUUCAUCCACCUCUAUGCUUUAAAUAUAGCUGUAAAAAAAGAGGUUAUUAUUAACAGAUUUCUAAGUAUGCAAUAAUUUGCUUAUUAAUGAAAUCUUAAGUAUUUUAAUAUUUAUCAAAUACAGUAAGCAACAAUUUUUUGUUAUUAAAAUAAAUUUUGUUGGAUUUUGGAAAAUUGAAUGAGAAUUUAGAAAGUGUAAAUUAUUUUGAAAAAAAAUUUGAAUAUAAAGAAAAGAUUGGUAAGUAACUUAUAAGGGUAUCCAAAUGGGGUUAACUGAAUCAGAAAUUUAACACAUGAAGUACAUUGUUCCUUAACUAACACCAGUGGGUGGUGGUUAAGGGGUAAAUGGGGAAGAGGGUGGGUAUUACAGAGAAGCAGGUAAGGUAGAAAUGAAGGGUGGAAGGGUAGAACUAAGACAAUGGAGUUUGGAGAGGGGUAGAGUUGAAGGGUGUGGGUGUGUGAUGAGAGUACAUUACAUUGGUUUAUGGAAAGGGAAAGGGGAGCAGUGAAUAGGAUUGCAGGAGAGGGGGUUUGAAUUGGGGGGAGGAUUAAGUUGGGGAGGUGGUGAAAAAAGGAUAAGGGAUUUAAAGAUGGCAAAGAGUUUUAGGCUGGAGUGAAGAUAAUAUUGAAAAGGUAAAGUACUGGGGGGGGGGGGGGGGGGGGGGGGCUAAAGGAUGACAUAAAAAUUAUGAAUACUAAUCAUCAAAGUUAUAUUAUUCAUCACUGAAAGUUGUUGAUAUCAUUCCAUUUAUUCGCACUAAACUCUUUCGUCCAAAAAAACUAAAUUCAUUUUUCAUUUGAGAAAAUUGGUCUGGCAAUAAUCUUAAAAAAAUAAUGUAAAAUAACUUUGAUUAUAUUAAGCAAAUUAAAAAGAAUUUUAAAAAUUUAUUUUCAUAAACAUUACUAUCGUACACUAUUAAUAUAUCAUCUGUAAUAAUUAUUGAGCUCCUGUCUUCUCUCCUUUUCAUCAACAGACCGAUGUAUGUUUCAUUGGUACCACAUGUGUCAGUGAAGGUAAAAGAUCAGUGUACUCUGAAUGCCAGUAUUGUGAUCUGAAGAACCCUAAUAAAUGGUCUAUUGAUACAGGUAGUAAAAGCGUAUUUAUAUGAAAGAUAUUUCGAUUUGUUGAAAGGCAAUAAAAUUAAAAUUCAUUUAAAAUUGUUUUCAAUAAAGAACAAUGUAAUUACUUUAAAAAAAUUUUUUUUUUUUAAUCAAAAUUAAUCAAUUAUAUACAGAGUAAACUAUUUACAGGCAAAAUUACUAAAGUGUUAUUACAUAUCUCCUUGAAAGAUUAUACUUGCAUAUGAAGUCAAACAAGUUUUGUUUAUCAGAUACAGUUGCUGCAAAAAAAAUGUAGAGUUUUGAUUUCCAGUAAUCAUUUUUUAAAAAAAAGAAAAAAAUAAUGCUUAAAAGAAAUUAUAAAAUUAAUUUCAGCCCUAAAGACUACUUUUUUCUGUGGGACUAAAGACUACUUUUUUAUGUGGGACUAAAGACUAGUUUUUUAUGUGGGACUAAAUACUAGUUUUUUUAUGUGUGACUAAAUACUAGUUUUUAUGUGAGACUAAAUACUUUUCAGGAAUAACUGGUUGUAAGGAGGAUGAUAAUAAACAUACAACUGAAACCAUGGAUGUUACAACAAAAGCACUAAUCGCAGCAGGUGUUACCUUAUUGGUCCUACUGAUUAUUCUGGUUGUUGCUCUCUUCGUCUACUACAAACGGUAAAAUUUUUAUUUCUUUUCACCUAAUUUUGAUUGAAAAUUUGGGUACAAAUUAAGUUUUAAAUUUUUUUGGAUGGAUUCACUCAUUUCUUUUGAAUUUAAAUGUGAAACAUACAAAAUAUUUUUUAAAUAUAAUUCCAUCAGGUCAUAACAUAAAUCCAAAAUAUUUUUUAAAAAAAUUAACACCAAAGAAUAAAUAACAGAAAAUGAAAUUUUAACCAUUAUUCCUAAAUAAUAUUUAUGGGAUGCACAGGCUUAAUGAAAUAGGUAACACUAUCAAAGUUGGUAAUUAGGUGUAUUAAUAUCAUUAUAAAAUUGCAUAAUAAUGCUCUGAUGAUUCAUACAAAUAUGUUGGACUUGAUCUUUACUACAAAACAAAUUUUAGCUAUUAUUGUAGUCCACACUCUGUAAGCUACAGCUGUAUGGCUACUUUUGUCACAGUACAACAGUAUUACAAGUCUAAUCAGCUUUCUAAAUGAAAAGUCAAAUCAAGCCAUAGAAAGUUCAUUUAUGGUUCUUUGAUCUGUUGAAGUCUUCUAUUCAUUAGACAUGACAAAUUAUCCCAGACAUUAACACUCACUGGGUUUUUUUUUUUAACCACUGAAAUGAGUUGCCGAGUCCCAAUAUUGUAUAAUCCCAACACCUCACACUCAAUAGUCCCAGUCAAUUUUGUUGAACUUGAGUCAGCUCAAUUUUUGUAUAUCCUUAGUCUAUCUAGCUACUCACUCAGGCAUGUACUGACAUCUUGCCCAUGCUAUAAUGCACUGUUGUAUUGGAGGCUGCCACAAAGCCAUGUACUCACAUCUUGCCCAUGCUAUAAUGCACUGUGGUAUUGGAGGCAGUCACAGCAAAAAAAAAUUAUGUGUCUUCAAAAAUUUGUGAAAUAAUCAAUUGUCAAUCAAUAGAAUGUCUGAUAUUCAUAAAUUUCUGUCCUCUGUAUUUGAUAGAAUCUUGUGAGGCUUAGUAUCACAGUUUAUAUUUGAUAUUUAAAGCCUAUAAAUAUAAACGAUUUUUAAAAAUGACAAAAAUAAAAUAUAAGUUUGAAGUGGGAGUAACACACCCACACAAAGCAAUUAAUAUUCCAGCUUGAAUGUAGAAAAACUUGGCUACUGUGAACUCCAAUUUGCAAUACAUAUAAUUUUAAUCUUUUAAAUUUUCUAAAAUUUUGUAUUAUCUUUUGAUGCAAAUUUUUACUUUUGCCUAUUAUUUUCAAACAUUAAUUUACACCUUUAAACAAUGAUUUUUUUUAAAUUUUUUUUUUGCAAUUUCAAUACUUAGAAAUUUAACAUCUGCGUGACAGACAUAAAACAUAAAUAAAAAUUUAGCUCUUCAUAACCUUAAAGUUUAUAAUAUAUUAAUUUCAGACGUGAUGCUGCCAGAAAGCGUGAGGCUCGCCAGAUGCAUAGACAUGACAAUCAAGCCUAUCAGGACCACCCACCAUUUUAUGGCCAACCAGUCACGGCUAUCAAUACCAAGCCCAGCUCUGUCAAAAACAAUCUUUUAGGUCUGAAUUCACCAUAAACGUGCACAUUUAAACUUAUAUUUGAAAAUUCAAAUGAAAUAACAUAGCCAACAAUAUGUCCAUAAUGAAAUGUAAUUUUAAAGUUCAAUUUUUAUUUAAAAGCUAAGAAACACUAGUUUACAUUAUAUAGAUGCACACUUAUUAGUUUUCCCCACCCAAACUCAGCACAUUUUCUUAGCUUUUUAAACUAUAAUGUUUGCCUAACAAAAUAAAUUUUCGCUAUGUUGGCUGGAUUUACAGUAAAUACCGUCAACAUUUAGUAAUAAUUGAUUAACAUUGCAAGAAAAUGUUGAUAAAAAUAUCAAAAAUAGUUACAAAUGUAUUGAAAACAGUCAUUUUGCAUUACUUUUUCAACAUGUUAAUUCACUGUCGUAGAAGUGGCUUUGAAAUUUAGCUUUUAAAAAGGUAUUGAAUAAAAAAAGAAAAUUCUAAGGAUGAGCAACCUACCUAGCAAAGCAACCAGAGUUCUAGCAAAUGGGAAGUUAAGUAUUUGACUUUCUAUGGAAAUAACAAGUAUUUAUGCUAUUAAGUGGAAAUUAAGUAACAAAUUAGUUUUCAUCAUAUUUCAACCAUAAUUUUAUUGAAAACUUGACAUUCCUUAUGCUGCAAAAAUUUUAGCUUGACAUUAGAGGACAAGGCAAGUUCAUAUUUGCCAUUAAUUUGCAUACAAAAUUCAGGAGCUGGUGUGAAUAGAAAUGGUGAUUUACACAGCUGUGUGGAUUCAAACAUUAAACUUUGUUUUGAAACUCCCAAUUUCAAUGUUUCAAGUAUUUUGUCACCUGGAGCAGUUUUCUAUACUGCUGUGACUAAAUUAUACUGCAGCACUUAAAAAAUAUUAAUUUUCUCUACAGAGAUUUAAUUUCUUUGCUUGAAAUGUCAAAAUAGAAGUGAAAUGAUCUCUAGGUUAUUCCACAAUUCACUUUUCCCACUUGUUGCAUGUGUCAAGUGCUGACUGGGAUUUCCAAACCUGUAAUAAAUAAUGUUUUUGAUUGCUUUAAAAUGCAGAAUUAGAUAUCACUUGUAGUUUGCUGACUUGCCUUUUUUUUUUUUAGUUUAAGAUUUUUGAAUUUCACAAUUUUGUUUUCAAAGAUUAGUUCUUUGUUGGCUGUUAAUAAAUAAAAACAGUUUCAAACCUGCAUGACAUGUUUUAAACAAAUGUCACUGCCAAAAUACACUUGUUUUAACGUCCUUUUUUAAAAAUAUUGAUGUAAAUUAAAACUUUUGCAACU
Lymnaea stagnalis (great pond snail) is the source of this 21370-nucleotide messenger RNA. Lineage: Eukaryota; Metazoa; Mollusca; Gastropoda; Lymnaeidae. The record is from the annotation of a GenBank genome assembly.